Brassica oleracea var. oleracea is the source of this 1448-nucleotide messenger RNA. Its product is annotated as trihelix transcription factor ASIL1. NCBI's taxonomy places the organism in Eukaryota, Viridiplantae, Streptophyta, Magnoliopsida, Brassicales, Brassicaceae. The coding region runs from base 73 to 963 and encodes 296 amino acids. The transcript is spliced from 2 exons. Gene Ontology annotation, molecular function: transcription cis-regulatory region binding. The record is from RefSeq and is a predicted model, not a curated record. Gene Ontology annotation, cellular component: nucleus.
UCGAGUUAAAACUCAACACAAGAAAAGGCGAAGAAGCAAUAGUUAGUUGUUGUGCUUUCUUCCAUUGGCCACAUGGCGACGCCUUCGCCGACACCUUCCCCUCCUCCUCCUCCUCCUUCUGAUUCAAACCCUAAUCCGCCGCAUCAAAAUCCACCACCCUCGAGCUUCACGGCUAUUCAAACCCCUCCCUCGCCGCAAACCACCGUGGUUGCCUUAGGCGCAUCCACCUCCGCCUUCGCCAGAAAAACCCAACCGGUGCUAUGGACCGAAGACGAGACACUCCUCCUAAUCGACUCGUACAAGGAGAAGUGGUACGACGUUGGUCGAGGUCCUCUGAAAUCAAACCAGUGGGAAGAGAUCUCCGUCUCCGUCUCAGCUCGCUCCGGCGUCGAGCGCUCGGCGACACAGUGUCGGCACAAGAUGGAGAAGUUGCGGAAAAGAUUCAGAGCGGAGAGGCAGAGCAUGGGACCUAUCUCCAUAUGGCCUUUCUAUUCUCAGAUGGAGGAGUUAGAUAGCAAUCCUGCCCCUAUCUCAGCUCGUCCCCUCACACGACUGCCUCCUCCAAGUAAUCACUACGCAGAAGAUGAAGAUGACGACGACGACGAAGAUGAGAGUCUGAACAAAUCGAGGAGUAUCAAUCACAUAGUGAGAAGACCUGGAACUGUUAACAGAUUCGCCGGAGUUGGUGGAGGAUUGUUGCAGUGGGGACAGAAGGAGAGAUCGAAGAGGAAGAAGAAAGAUGAAGGAGGAGGUGGUGAGAGGAGGAUGAAGGGAGCGAGAGCAGUAGCUUAUGAGAUUAGGGCAUUCGCUGAGAAAACAAUGGUGAUGGAGAACAAGAAGAUGGAGUUUGCUAAAGAGACAGUGAAGCUGCGUAAGGAGAUGGAGAUGAAACGGCUUAAAUUGAUUCAGAGUUCUCAAGCUCAGCUUCUUCAGUUUCUCAACACUUCCUUUGCUUCUUUCUAACCUUUUUCAUCAGAGGUUAACCAAAUAACGUGAAAAAUAUGAUGUCACUGUAGUUAACUAUGUAAUCUAAUGUUUGUUUAUGAAUGCCAUUUGCGAACCCAACAAAGCUUGUGAACAAAAUGUUGGUUAUUUAACAAAAAAACAAAAGAUGCAAUUGUUCUUAUCCAAUCUUACAAAUGUAAUCCAAUGUCAUGAACAUUUGUGAAGCGGAAUGGGAAGCAUUUAGUCAUUUUGUGAUUCUCAUUUAUAACCACAAGGAGAAAAACAAUAAUACAUUCAAAUUAAACUAUCCUAAACCCACAAGAGUAGAAAUUAGAAGGGGACAAACAAAAAGAAAAAGCGGGUGGAAGAGCAGACUUCUAUACAAAACAUUAUAAACUGUUUCCACUCUCCCAAACCUAAAGAUGGGAAGAACCAAGUGACCUCUCUAUGAUGCAGUGGUAAUUUACAUGCAAAUACACCUUUCUCUCUUGUGAAAAAAAAAA